This is a messenger RNA of Gymnogyps californianus (California condor), 2422 nucleotides long. RefSeq names its product transmembrane protein 266 (gene TMEM266). Gene Ontology annotation, molecular function: monoatomic ion channel activity; voltage-gated channel activity. Gene Ontology annotation, biological process: transmembrane transport; monoatomic ion transport. Gene Ontology annotation, cellular component: plasma membrane. NCBI's taxonomy places the organism in Eukaryota, Metazoa, Chordata, Aves, Accipitriformes, Cathartidae. The record is from RefSeq and is a predicted model, not a curated record. The transcript has 12 exons.
UCAGCUGAGGCGAGCUGGACUCUGCUCUCUGCAGAGCUAUCAGAGCUAUCAGAAGAGCCUGCUGCCUGGCUGCAAGUUGCUCCUUCAGUCCUGGUGGCACACUAUCUGGAAAAUCUGAGAAUGCAUUGACUACGUUUUACGUUGUUAUAAGGUUACAAGACAUGAAAUAAAGCCUUGGAAAUGGCUCUACAAAAGAUAGACCUGAUCUUGGAAGGCUAGAACCUCUGCGCAGAGCAGCUGGAAUUAGUUAAAUACUGGAACCGCUGCUGAUUUGGUUGCAUCCUCCAACAUGACCAAUCCUCAGCCUACAAUAGAAGGUGGUGUUUCAGAAGUUGAGAUAAUUUCACAACAAGUGGAAGAAGAGACCAAAAGCAUUGCUCCUGUACAGCUUGUUAAUUUUGCUUAUCGAGAUCUACCUUUAGCUGCACUUGAUCUGUCUGUGGCUGGGUCCCAGCUGUUGUCAAAUUUGGAUGAGGAGUACCAAAGAGAAGGAUCUAACUGGCUAAAACCAUGCUGUGGGAGACGAGCAGCUGUGUGGCAGGUAUUUUUGCUCAGUGCAAGUCUCAACAGUUUCCUGGUAGCCUGUGUAGUAUUGGUGGUGAUUCUUCUGACUCUGGAACUCCUAAUAGAUAUAAAGCUUCUCCAGUUUUCAAGUGCUUCACAGUUUGCAGGAAUAAUUCACUGGAUCAGCCUAGUCAUCCUGUCUGUUUUCUUUUCAGAGACUAUUUUGAGGAUUGUGGUCCUUGGCAUAUGGGAUUACAUUGAAAACAAAAUAGAGGUGUUUGAUGGUGCUGUCAUAAUCUUGUCCUUGGCACCAAUGGUGGCCUCAACAGUGGCUAAUGGCCCCAGCAGCCCAUGGGAUGCUAUCAGCCUUAUUAUCACACUACGAGUCUGGAGAGUGAAGAGGAUCAUUGAUGCCUACGUCCUUCCAGUGAAAGUGGAGAUGGAGAUGAUGAUUCAGCAGUAUGAGAAGGCAAAGGUUAUUCAAGAUGAGCAGCUGGAAAGACUAACCCAGAUCUGCCAAGAACAAGGGUUUGAAAUCAGGCAGCUGAGGGCCCACCUUGCUCAGCAGGAUUUGGACCUGGCUGCAGAGAGAGAGGCUGCGCUGCAGGUCCCACAUGUGCUGAACAAACAGAGCAGCAACAGGUACAAGGUGGUAGCAACUGAAGAUUCGGAUGAUGAAGCCACCGAGAACAUCACCGAGUUGCAGUCUCCACGAGGUGAGUGCUGCCUGUAGGAUGACAUGAAUAAUUACAUCAGUCGAUACUACAAUGAACCUAGCAGUGACAGCGGCGUCCCCGAGGCAGCCAUCUGCGUGGUCACCACCGCCGCCAUCGACGUCCAUCGCCCCAACAUCUCUUCCGACCUCUUCACCGUGGAGGUGCCGAUGCGCCUGGGCAGCACCGGGACGUCCGCCAGCAUCACGUCGGGCAGCGCCUCGCGGUCGACCGUCAGCUCAGGCACCCAGGCCUGUAGCGAGAGCAGCCAGACGCUGGGCUCCUCCCCGGACUGCAGCACGGCCUGCGAGGAUGCUGCGGAGGCGGGUGCCAGCCCGCGGGCUGACCGUGCGCCCACCCGGCAACGGGUGGCCCACGCCAUGGUGCAGGAGCUGCUGUCGUCCCUGUCAGAAGAGGCCUGCCUGGCGCAGAAGGGGCUGGAUCCCGUCAACCUGAAGCUGCCCAGCCCAGCGGGCUCCGUGGGGGCCAGCCCUGACCUGGGCCACCGGCUCGGCGUCUACAACCGCAGGAACCAAGACAGCCUCGAUGUCUUCCAGCUCAAGCCACUCAUGGACUGCCCACAGGCUGCCCCGAUGACUGAUGAGAAGUAUGGGGCACUGGGGCCCCCGGAGCCACGGCUGGGCAGGGUUCCUGAGGCAUAGGACAGGCUGGGGGAACAGGGACAGCUGUCGGGACACACUCAGUGCGCUGGGUCAUGAGGCUGCCACAGAUGCGGUGGCAGUGCUGGAGGCAACCUGUGGCAUCUCCUGCAAUGGCCACCAGCCUGGGGCCGAGCCAGCAUCGCCUCUGCCCUCCACUGCCCGUGGCACAUGACGGACCUGCCCUGCCACCAGCUCUGGGCUAGCUGGGACCUACGGCGUCCUCUGGGGCGGAAGGGACCUUCCACGAGUCUUAGGCCAACAUGGACCCACCAUUCCUGAGGGGACAGACUAAGGACCUGUCCUGCCAGCAGCCCAGGGCCAGCCCGACAGUGGCCGGGAGCACCAUGGACCUUCCACCAGUCCAGGGCCAGCACACACCCACGGUGCCUGGGAGCAGGACACAGCUGCUGGACAGCUUGGGCCCAGCCUGGCCCCCAGGCCCGACCCUACUGAGGAGCUGAGCGCAGCUGGGAAGGGAGUGGGGAUGGGAAUAAACACUGACAAACACAUGCUGCCUCCUGCCUUGUAUCCCCCUUUCAUUCC